This is a messenger RNA of Rhinopithecus roxellana (golden snub-nosed monkey), 3232 nucleotides long. It is a transcript of the gene BMP3, whose product is annotated as bone morphogenetic protein 3. The transcript is spliced from 3 exons. The record is from RefSeq and is a predicted model, not a curated record. Bases 321 to 1745 code for a protein of 474 amino acids. Gene Ontology annotation, biological process: SMAD protein signal transduction; BMP signaling pathway; osteoblast differentiation. Gene Ontology annotation, cellular component: extracellular region. Gene Ontology annotation, molecular function: growth factor activity; cytokine activity. Lineage: Eukaryota; Metazoa; Chordata; Mammalia; Primates; Cercopithecidae.
AGAUCUUGAAAACACCCGGGCCACACACGCCGCGACCUACAGCUCUUUCUCAGCGUCGGAGUGGAGACGGCGCCCGCAGCGUCCUGCGCGGGUGAGGUCCGCGCCGCUGCUGGGGAAGAGCCCACCUGUCAGGCUGCGCUGGGUCCGCGCGGCAAGUGGGGCCGGCCGCUGUCUCGCUGCAUCCGGCCGUGUCACGGGCUCCGUGCGCCCUCGCCCUAGCUGGUUUGGAGUUCAACCCUCGGCUCCGCCACCGGCUCCUUGCGCCUUCGGAGUGUCCCGCAGCGACGCCGGGAGCCGACGCGCCGCACGGGUACCUCGCUAUGGCCAUGGCUGGGGCCAGCAGGCUGCUCUUGCUGUGGCUGGGCUGCUUCUGCGUGAGCCUAGCGCAGGGAGAGAGACCGAAGCCACCUUUGCCGGAGCUCCGCAAAGCUGUGCCAGGUGACCGCACGGCAGGUGGUGGCCCGGCCUCCGAGCUGCAGCCGCAAGACAAAGUCUCUGAACACAUGCUGCGGCUCUAUGACAGGUACAGCACGGUCCAGGCAGCGCCGACACCUGGUUCCCUGGAGGGAGUCUCGAAGCCCUGGCGCUCUCAGUCCCUGCGUGAAGGCAACACGGUUCGCAGCUUUCGGGCGGCGGCAGCAGAAACUCUUGAAAGAAAAGGACUGUAUAUCUUCAAUCUGACAUCGCUAACCAAGUCUGAAAACAUUUUGUCUGCCACACUAUAUUUCUAUAUUGGAGAGCUAGGAAACGUCAGCCUGAGUUGUCCAGUGUCUGGAGGAUGCUCCCAUCAUGCUCCAAGGAAACAAAUUCAGAUUGAUCUUUCUGCAUGGAUCCUCAAAUUCAACAGAAACCAAAGUCAACUCCUUGGCCAUCUGUCAGUGGAUAUGGCCAAAUCUCAUCGAGAUAUCAUGUCCUGGCUGUCUAAAGAUAUCACUCAAUUCUUGAGGAAGGCCAAAGAAAAUGAGGAGUUCCUCAUAGGAUUUAACAUUACCUCCAAGGGACACCAGCUGCCAAAGAGGAUGUUACCUUUUCCGGAGCCUUAUAUCUUGAUAUAUGCCAAUGAUGCUGCCAUUUCUGAGCCAGAAAGUGUGGUAUCAAGCUUACAGGGACACCAGAAUUUUCCCACUGGAACUGUUCCCAAAUGGGAUAGCCACAUCAGAGCUGCCCUUUCCAUUGAACAGAGGAAGAAGCGCUCUACUGGGGUCUUGCUGCCUCUGCAGAACAACGAGCUUCCUGGGGCAGAAUACCAGUAUAAAAAGGAUGAGGUGUGGGAGGAGAGAAAGCCUUACAAGACCCUUCAGACUCAGCCCCCUGAAAAGAGUAAGAAUAAAAAGAAACAGAGAAAGGGACCUCACCAGAAGAGCCAGACACUCCAGUUUGAUGAGCAGACCCUGAAAAAGGCAAGGAGAAAGCAAUGGAUUGAACCUCGGAAUUGCGCCAGGAGAUACCUUAAAGUAGACUUUGCAGAUAUUGGCUGGAGUGAAUGGAUUAUCUCCCCCAAGUCCUUUGAUGCCUAUUAUUGCUCUGGAGCAUGCCAGUUCCCCAUGCCAAAGUCUUUGAAGCCAUCAAAUCAUGCUACCAUCCAGAGUAUAGUGAGAGCUGUGGGGGUCGUUCCUGGGAUUCCUGAGCCUUGCUGUGUACCAGAAAAGAUGUCCUCGCUCAGUAUUUUAUUCUUUGAUGAAAAUAAGAAUGUAGUGCUUAAAGUAUAUCCUAACAUGACAGUAGAGUCUUGCGCUUGCAGAUAACCUGGCAAAGAACUCAUUUGAAUGCUUAAUUCAAUUAUUAGUUUAUUUUUAUGGACUUCCUCUUUUUUUUUUUUUUUUUUUUUUGCACUGCCAAUGCAUUUUGUUUCAAAAGAUUAUUUCUAUAGUCAGAGGGGAAUGAGCAAAUAGAUUGAAGAUUUCCACCAAGGAAAAGGACUGUAUUUGUUUCUGAAUGUAACUUAAAGCGAGAUUUUAGUAAAUAUGGACAUCUAUUUCUCUUUUUGUAAUCAAACACAACAACUUAUCAAACUGUUUUUAGAACUGUUAGAGAACACACUGGUUUAUUUUUGUAAUGUUCUUUGAAAACAGAAUGAAGAAGCAGCGAUAGCUUGUCAUUUGUCUCAUUUAAUGACUAAUGGGAAAUAGAGAACAAUUUCAUGUUUCGAAUUAGGCUUAUUGCCUUAGAUUCCUGAGAAAGUGCUGAAUAAUCAACUCUGAUGUUUUUCUUACGUUGUUGAGACUCUUGUUUACCCUUUUUUUUCCUCCACAAGUCAUUGUGGAAGUGUAAUGGAAAGUUGUGCUGAGCGUUAGUAUCUAUGUAUGUGCGUACAUGUACCGGGUGCCUGUGCCCUCUGUAGGAUGGUUUGCUUAAUAUGGUUUUAUAAUUUAGUUUACACAGUAUUCUUUAUUUUUUUAAUUUUAUAUUUUGGCAAACACCAUUCGGUUAUGAGAACUUUGCCAAAAAUGAUAGAAUAAUUCAAGAGCAUAUACAGAGAGUUACCACUUGACCCAGCUAUUUAAUUGCAAAUACAGUUGUUUUCAUUUCAUUUCCUACCAGAAAAGGGAAUCAGCAACCCAGUUUUUGAAAACACAAGUAGAAUUCCUCUUUUGUACUUCUUUUUCACAAAUGCUUUUAUUUAUUCUAAAUUGUAUUUAAAAAUCCUUUCUAAAGCCAUUCACUUUUUAAUUCUCCUGAUACGCCUUUACUUACUAUGAAGUUAUUGAUAGAUGUUGAGGCCCAAAAACUGAUGGAAUAUUGAAGAUUUUCUUAAAUGAUCAAUUUAACCAUAACCAAAUAUUGCAUAUCAUUCUUCAGUCACUUCUAAGUCAGGCACUUUUUCACAUAGAUCAGGGCUUUUGGCUCAGUCAUGAAAUCUACAAUUUAGCAAAGCUUGCUAAACAUUAUUCACCAGGUAUGGGAAUCAAAUAUAGACACUUGUUUGACUUUGUUUUCCAUUUCUAUGUGUCACAUACAUAUAUGUGUCCUCUUAUACCUUUACUCUUAAAAAUUAUUUCAAAAUCCUUCUUCUCACUGUAUUUAUUUGUGUGAUGGAAAUAUAUUCAGGCCAUAGAUCAUUGUUGGUGGUAAUCUGUGGUUAAUCCUCAUUUUAAUUCAGUCUUCUCUGAUAGUUAGAUAUAUCUCAGCCAUUUUGGAGGCUGUGCAGUAUCAGAAGACAUGGAGUUUGUUCUGUCUCUGCCUGUAGCUAAUUAUGAUGGUUCAGUCAUUUAAUAAAUAUGUUUUGAGCAUC